Messenger RNA from Rhipicephalus sanguineus (brown dog tick), 1092 nucleotides. RefSeq lists its product as uncharacterized. The transcript has a single exon. Gene Ontology annotation, molecular function: double-stranded DNA binding. The record is from RefSeq and is a predicted model, not a curated record. NCBI's taxonomy places the organism in Eukaryota, Metazoa, Arthropoda, Arachnida, Ixodida, Ixodidae. Bases 92 to 931 code for a protein of 279 amino acids. Gene Ontology annotation, biological process: regulation of DNA-templated transcription.
AUGCGAUGCAGCCAAUGCAGCCGAGUGACCCGAGCAGGCUCGUUUUGCAGCGCGCUAGCACGUGCUUCGCAGCUUCGACACAAACGCACGAAUGACACUAAAACUCGCACGCUUGGCGCUGCGUCUGGCCGCCAAGUUCGAGAGGAUUCCAACCCACCGCCUGCGUGAUCCGCCGUGGAGCUUUCGAGCCUGCAGUCACGCUAGCAACCAGCAGCAACAGACGCACCGACGCUCAGAUUCGCGCGUUACGACGUUGAAAACGGAAAUCUUCGAAGCUGUGAAGGGUUAUCCGGUGAGCUUCGAUCAUCUCUACGACAGUGCGGUGCGGACUUUAAUAAGACAGGGUUUCAAAAACAAGCAGAUCGUCCAGAUCGUCACAAAGGCGCAGCGGAUCGUCGAAUUGCACGAGUCCCUGAGCGACAUUCUCUCCUUUUGGAGGACCAUGUUCAGGAGCGAGCCCGUUUUCCUGGUGACCAUAUCCGAGUACCCCGAGCUCCUCUACUUAAGUCCCGAGGCGGUCAAAGAUAGGCAGAAAGAACUGUUCACGGUGUUUCCCAACAAGGACAUUGUCAAGCUGGCCGAGACGUGCCCGCAGGCGUUUAUCGACGACUGGGACGAAAUAAUGGAGAAAGUGAAGUACAUAACGCAUGUCAUGGUCAUUAGUCCGGAGCACAUCAUCAGUAGCGCCGCUCUGAGCUACAGCCUACUGCAUAUCAAGACGAGGCAUCAGUUCAUGCUUUGCUGCGGCAUAUACCGAACGCCCAAGCCCAAGGAAGUUACGACCACUAAUCCGCCCUUGGACAAAAUCAUCGGGCUGCCACUUCGCCUGUACCUCAACAUAUGCGGAGUCUCGCCUGAUGAGUAUGGUGUGUUUGAAAGACUCAUGAUCAAAGAGCAAGAAGAUGAGGACAGCGAUGACGAACUUGAUUAACAUGCCGCAUGUGGCCUUCAUAGCGUAAGAAUGUAUUGCUGAUGUAUGCCUCCACUAUGUGCCUCCACAUGCGCGCCAAGUUACCCUAUAGUAGAGCCAGAAGAAAGUCGCAGUUCAUUGUGCAUGACACUUUUUGCGUUUGUCAGGAUCGGCAAGCCUGG